AUGACGAUAACACAACGCUGCCUGUUGAAGUGCGGGACCAUCACCGACACCAGACUGGGAUCCGUCAGCACCAUCGCCUGCAACGGGCUGAAGGGCCGCUACGUCACCAUCAUCAUCCCAGCUCAGAACUUGGCGCUGGGACGCCUGGCCACUCAGUCCUCCACUCUCAAGGAAUACGGGCCUGUAAAAGCCGGGGCCGGGAACGCCGUGGAUGGAAAAUGCGAUGGGAUUUUGGACCAUGACUCCUGCACCCACACCGAGCAGGAAACAGAGCCGUGGUGGAACGUGGAUUUGGACUCUCGGCAUUCUGUCUCCACGGUGAUCGUGAAGAACAGGGAGGACUGCUGUGGGGAGAGAAUCAAGGGGGCCCAGAUCCACGUGGGAGACUCCAAGGCUGGCCAUGGCAAGGACGACCCCAUCUGCGGGACCAUCACCGACACCACACCUGGAUCCAUCAGCACCAUCUCCUGUAAUGGGAUGGAGGGCCGUUACGUCACCAUCACCAUCCCGGACAGGGUGGAGCCUCUCACCCUGUGUGAGGUCGAGGUCUACGGCACCCCCGUGGGUGACUGCUAGGAAGCAGGAGUGACACAGUCCAUGGUGAGGGGAAGCACCUCUCCCUGGGCUGGGGGCAGGAGAAGAGGGAGGUUGGUGCAGAAAUGAGCCGCU
Molecule: messenger RNA, 669 nt
Organism: Chelonia mydas (Green sea turtle)
Lineage: Eukaryota; Metazoa; Chordata; Testudines; Cheloniidae
Product: fucolectin-like
Exons: 4
Coding region: 1-576 (191 amino acids)
Source: RefSeq, a predicted model, not a curated record